GCCACGAAUUGCCAAGUCGAUACAUCAACACUCCACGCAUGCUGCUUCGCUUUCGGAGAAGACGUAGAUAACGUCGCCCAGUAUCUUGUCCCUACUAUUCUGUUUUACAGAACAGCUAGCGUCAUGUCUGCUUCUACCAACCCAGAUCCUAUCAAGGAUUCCGGCGCUUCCAAAUCAAAGAAGAAGAAGAACAAGAAGAAGGGAGGGAACAGCGGAGCUGCGAAGACGGACGAGACUUCAAACGGACAUGCCGAGCAGGGCAAGCACGACGUAGAGCAAGACGAGACACAGGAUGAGGAGGAAGAGCAGAGUAAAACCGCCAUUGAACCGCAAGAAGAGCCAGACGAUGUCGAAGACGAGCCGCAAUCACUCUCUCCGACUGGGCAACCAAACGGCACAAAUCCCCACUCGAUAUCUUCCGCUGUUGCACUUGGUCUUGCACGAUCUCGCUCCCAAGGUGGCCUAGCAUCACCGCCCCCGCCGACCGAUGCGACCGCCCGACUCGAAGCUCUAGCGAAAGAGCGUGAUACCCUACGGCAGGAGGUUACAGAACUCCGCAAAAGCUUAGAAGGCAUACAGGGAAAACAUGAUGAGGAAGUCGCAACCUUGCAAGGAGACCUAGAGGAGGCGAAUGAGGCCAAAGAGCAUGUCGAGACCCAAUAUCGGAACCUGCUCGGAAGAGUCAACACAAUCAAGAGUUCAUUAGGUGACAGAUUGAAGGCUGAUGCAGCUAGACUUGAGGAAGCCUCGGCGACCAUAUCCGAACUAGAGGAACAGAACAAAGAUCUGCUUGACAAUAACAACUCAUUGGCGGAACAGAUAGCGAAGCUCCGCGAAGAAGCUGAGUCUCAAGCAUCCGAGGUCUCCAUACUCCGCGAUCGAUCCAACCUCUCACAGCAAAACUGGGUCAAGGAGCGCGACGAGCUGAUUUCAAAAGAAGCUGCUGCUCGCGAGGAUUUUGAGAAUGCUAAGCAGGCCAUGCAAGAUUGGGAAGCGCUAGCUCUGAAUGAACGAUCGCUGCAUGACAAUUUGAAAGAGAGGAUGGCAGAGCUCGGCGAGCAACUAGAUUCGUUGCGAGAGGCGCAUGAUAAGGCUGUCGGUGAACGUGAUAUCAACAGCCAAGCUGUAGAUGGUCUUCAGAAAGCGCUUCAGGAGAUCCAGAACGAGCGCAAAUUAGAGCGGAGACAGCUUGUCGACAAGUACGAAGCGGAUCUUAGUGGUCUCCGAAAGCAAGUGCAGAUCUCAGAGGAAGCCGCCGCUGCUUCCAAAACUGCGCUUGAAUCAACUCAGAAGGAGCUAGAAAGAGCACUGCCUUUUGAGAAGGAGGUAAAGGAGAAAAAUCUCUUGAUUGGCAAACUGAGACAUGAGGCCGUGACAUUAAAUGAGCACUUGACAAAAGCGUUACGAAUCCUCAAGAAGGGCAGACCGGAGGAUAACGUAGAUCGGCAAAUCGUAACCAACUACAUCCUUCAUUUCCUCGCAAUUGAUCGCUCCGACCCGAAGAAGUUCGAGGCACUUCAGCUCAUCGCCGCGCUACUCAAUUGGAAUGAGGAACAACGCGAGCAAGCAGGUCUUGCACGGCCGGGCGCUUCAAACACGAAUCUCCGUAUCCCACUAUCACCCUUCCGCCGCACUCCCUCCACACCGUCGCUCAAUAGCGCACUUGUUUCUGAUCCGAUGCUCAUGGCAAGCAGCUCCAGCAACAAGGAAUCGCUGGCGGAGUUGUGGUCGGAUUUCCUUCAACGGGAGGCAGCUGAGGGGGCCGGUUCUCGGAGGGAGAGCGAGACAUCGCCGCCUCCGAGAAGUGAAACUGCAUCUGGCCUGGGCAUCACUGAGAAGUAGUUGAAACAGUUGAUGUGCUUUUGUCGAGUUAUUGUAUUUAUAUAUGGAUACCUCUCGGUUUCGUGGCAUUUCUGGGCCACCUAUGCAUUCGGCGCGAGGCAUUUUUUCCUACUUCUACAAAGACAUGGGCUUUCUUUAUGCCCAUCCUGCUCAAAUGCAUAAACAGCAUUCUAGAUUUGCCUGAAUUGAUUUGAUACACGGAAUGCAAGGACCAUCGCUACCAUCGAGCGCAAUACAGAUCCUGAAUCCUGUUACAUCUAUAGUACAUUUCUUCUCUCAUCAUUUGCUUCAUCGCGUCCACCUCUUCU
Aaosphaeria arxii CBS 175.79 is the source of this 2150-nucleotide messenger RNA. RefSeq lists its product as uncharacterized. Bases 124 to 1842 code for a protein of 572 amino acids. Gene Ontology annotation, biological process: endoplasmic reticulum to Golgi vesicle-mediated transport; Golgi organization. The transcript is spliced from 6 exons. The record is from RefSeq and is a predicted model, not a curated record. Gene Ontology annotation, molecular function: small GTPase binding. Lineage: Eukaryota; Fungi; Ascomycota; Dothideomycetes; Pleosporales. Gene Ontology annotation, cellular component: Golgi apparatus.